Colossoma macropomum (tambaqui) is the source of this 4201-nucleotide messenger RNA. Its product is annotated as L-fucose kinase. Gene Ontology annotation, biological process: GDP-L-fucose salvage. Gene Ontology annotation, molecular function: ATP binding; fucokinase activity. Lineage: Eukaryota; Metazoa; Chordata; Actinopteri; Characiformes; Serrasalmidae. The coding region runs from base 225 to 3470 and encodes 1081 amino acids. The transcript is spliced from 23 exons. The record is from RefSeq and is a predicted model, not a curated record.
GACCGGAAGCCGCCGAAAAACAGGCGUUCUCAGAGGCUCAGUCGUAAAUGGUGUCCUACUCCCUAUAUAGUGCACUACGUAGGUGAUGAAAUGAAGGCUUCGCCAUCUUAAUAGUGCACUAGGAAGUCUAAUAGGGAGUCUUUUGGGACUGAACCCAGUUCUCCAGUCGGAUCUGUCUGUCCUGCGCGGUCAGUGAAUGCGAUACGAAACACGUCCAUGUCGCUAUGACACUCGGAGGGCUGUUCGACUGGACUGUCGUGGUGCUCACUUGUCAACACAAAGACAGCGUCUAUGCCUUCCAGAGAGAGUUGGAGAUACGGCAGCAGCGUGGGGUUUUGUCCCCCAGAGCACUGCUGCUCACCGUGUCUGACCCACAGGAGCGUCUCGGCAGUGGAGGAGCCACACUCAAUGCCCUACUGGUGGCUGCAGAGCACCUCAGUGCCAGAGCAGGAUAUACCGUGGUGACUGCAGACGUUCUGGAUGAUGCGCACAUUCUCAUUUUGCACACGGGCAGGGAUUUCCCCUGGGAUGGCUGCAGUAGGGCAUUCUGCUGGAUGCCUAUUGCGGCAACUGAGCAGAGUGUUGAAGGACCAGUUUGCUGCUUAGAUAUGUUACUAGAUUGCCUUUCGACCAAGGUGUGUGUUGGCUCUCCGCCAGGUGUCUGGGUGUGUAGUACUGAUAUGAUCCUGACUCUACCCACUGCUCAGAAGAUAUCAUGGGAAGGCUUCUCUGGAGUGCGGGUCAUGUCCUUGCCUGGUGAUGUUUCUUUUGCUGCUAACCAUGGAGUCUACCUCACUGAUACAGAGGGAGGAGUGCGUGAUAUCAUUUAUCGGGGUUCUGAGGAAAGGAUCCGCUCAGCUGUACUACCUGAUGGGAAAGUGCCUCUGGUGUCCGGUCCUGUGUUUUUCUCCAGAUCGGUUUCUGAAAGGUUAUUACAGACUCAUGUUACACCGCCACUGGAUGGCUGCACUUACCUGGGCAUGGACUCAGGCGCUCCACCCCUACAGAUCUCUCUCUUUCUGGAUGUUCUGAUGUGCCUUUGUUCAGAAAUGACUGAAUCAGAGUUUGUGAAUGGAAAGAGAACAGGCUGCAGUUCACCUCUGGGUCCACAAGGGGCAGCAGUGAAGAGUGCUCGUUCUGUGCUGUGGAAAACUUUGAGAGGAGUUCCGCUUUCUCUGGUGUACAUUCCAGAUGGACGCUAUGACUAUCUGACAAUGUCAGGUCGAGAACAUGUUGUACGUCUGACAGACGCAGGAACAGAGAGACAGAUUCUUUCCCACAUACAGGAGAUGCAGUGUGUGAGUGAGGGCAGUAGGGUGAUCAACACGGUGCUGGAAGGUAGCGUGCGUGUUGCAGCAGGGGCAGUAGUGCAACACUGCCACUUACAGGGUCCAAUUCAAGUACAGCCUGGGUGCCUCCUGUCAGGUCUGGAUCUGAACUCAUCAACUUACUUACAGCGCAUGCCUCUGACCAGUGACAUCAUCCUGCAGGGGCACAGGGUGCAGCUGGGAGAACUGAAGUUAACCGUGUUCACAGUGUUGGGUGCUUAUGACAGUUUGGAGGCUCACAGUGAUGAGGCUGCUGGUUCAUUUCUCAACCAAACAUGGAGUCAGUUUUAUAGCCGGACUGGAAUAAAGCCCGAGGAGUUGUGGGCAGCAGAUAGCGGAUUGUGUCGCAGUCUGCUGGAUGCCCGCUUGUUUCCAGUGUUCAUGCCAAAGGGAGGGCCAGUGGGGCUUGAGGGAGUGAGCUUUCUUCUGGGUGGAUCUGGAAGUGCAGAAAGCUGGAGAGCAGCCUGGAGACUUUCCCUCAGAGAGGUUCUGUCUCUGACUGAGCAGCAGGAGGAGCUGCACUGGAGAGAGAAGCUGUUCUUCAGCGCAGGGCGGAGGAGAGCUGAGGACACUCUGAAGGGCCACACUGACCACAACCUGCUGCCUUCCAUCAGAGCUGCAGUGUUGGGUGGCCAGCAGGGGGAGCUAUUGCAAACACUGGACUCUGUGGCGUCGGGCAGCAGUAGUGACCUGGGCAUAGCUGCACGCAGUCUUGCAUGUAUUGCUGAUGUAUUGGGCUGUCUGGCAGGGGAGGGCCGAGGGGGUCUGAGGAGUGGGCCUGCUGCCAACCCCUCUUGGGCCUCUGCCUUCAAUUUGCUGGAGCAGGGCAAACUGGUGGCCGGCGUCCAGGAACUGGCCAAACAGAGAGUCCUCUGGCUUAACAGGCCAGAUCUGCUAGUCCGAGCUGCCAGACACUAUGAGGGGGCUGGGCAGAUACUUCUGAGGAAGGCGGUGAUGUCUGCACAUGAGUUCAUGUUUAUUGGUCAGAGUGAGAUGCCACCAAUGGGAGAGUGGCAGGAAGUGGAGUGUCCUGCCAGACUGGACCUCUCUGGUGGCUGGAGUGAUACCCCCCCCAUUGCAUUCGAGCAUGGAGGUGUGGUGGUGAACGUGGCAGUGAGAGUGGACGGAAAACGGCCAAUUGGGGCCAGAGUCCGCCGCAUUCCAAAACCUCAUUUGGUGCUGGUGAGCACCAGCGGACCUCCAGACUGCAGCGUGACGACAGAAACAGUGUGUGAGGUGCUCGCUGAUCUGGAGGACUACUGCCAGCCACAUGCUCCUGGUGCCCUGUUAAAGGCAGUGUGUGUUUGCAGUGAUGUGGUGUGUGUUUCAUCCUCUCUCUCUCUGGAGCAGCAGUUGCUGCAGCGCUGGGGAGGAGGACUGGAGGUGCACACCUGGUCUCUGCUGCCUCACGGCUCCGGCCUGGGUACAAGCAGUAUCCUUGCGGGUGCUGUCCUGGCAGGUGUGUACAGAUGCACUGGGCGGAGCUAUGACACCAGUUCUCUCAUCCACGCUGUAUUGUAUCUGGAGCAGAUACUCACCACAGGUGGGGGGUGGCAGGACCAGGUGGGGGGGCUGGUAGGAGGGGUAAAGGUGGCGCGGUCACGUGCCACCCUGCCACUUAGAGUGGAUGUGGAGCAGCUCUCUCUUCCCCAGGACUUCCUCUCUGCACUGCAACAGCGCCUCCUGCUGAUCUACACUGGAAAGACUCGUCUGGCCCGCAACCUUUUACAGGAUGUGGUGCGGAAUUGGUACAGUCGUCUACCUGCGAUUGUGCAAAACGCAGAGCAGCUGGUGAGCAAUGCUGAGGACUGUGCUCGUGCUUGCACUGAGGGGUCCCUCUCUGGACUGGGCGCCAGCAUAGACCGUUACUGGCAACAGAAGAAAGCGAUGGCUCCAGGCUGUGAACCAGCUGCGGUGAGAACCAUGAUGAAUGCUCUUCAGCCACUGGCUUUAGGGCAAAGUCUAGCGGGGGCAGGAGGUGGAGGCUUCCUCUUCAUACUCACACGCCAUGCACAACAGGAGGAGACCGUGCGAGAGAUCCUCAACAGCACGCAAGGCCUUGGAGAUUUCACUGUGCACUCAGUGGAGCUGGACAUGGAAGGGAUCACAGUCCUGGAGCAAAGCAGAGAACACGGUCAAUGAAACACACUCACAAAUCAAGCAUUCAGCACCAAGAAUAGAAAAGCAACGUGUGACGGAUGGAUGAGGCCUGUAUUACCAACCAUUGAUGAGUGAUCGACCUCUGCCAAACACUGCCAAGGUGUUGAGGGAGACUUUUUUGAUAAUGUGAAAGAUUUGUCAAGUUCACUAAUGUAACAGAUGAUUUAAUCAUAACUAAUCACAUUAUGCUGUAUGGCUCACUCUGUGUGCCUGUUAAUCCUUAGUAUGUUAGAGAUUGUAAUAGUGAGUGCCAAGCAGGUCUCAUCAAAGGCUAUGGCCUGGAGAAACACAUAUGAAGAGAGACUGAGUUGUAAUCACAUAUUACUGUGUCUGUCUUUUAAAGAAUUUAAGUAACAAAUAAGUAAAUAAAGUUCAGAGGCCUAGGCCUGAUUGUGGCUUUGGCCUGUGAUUAUUUUUUUUUAAGUGUUACUUCUUAGUUUGGAAACAACAGAAGAAUUUUGACAAGAAAAAUAAUGUCAGCAGUUACGUGAAGAAUAAUCAAAGAAACAAUGUAAUCCUAAUUAAGUUCAGUGGGGUUAUAAUAGCAUGUGAUUUGGAGAUAAUGGUGUUAAAGCUAAAAAAGAGGAAAUAUUUAGGAGGGGCAAGGAGAGGUCAGGUGUUGAAAUAGAUCACUGUGUGUAAUGAAUCUAUAUAUGAGUUUCACUUUUUGAAUUGAAUUACUGAAAUAAAUUAACUUUUCGAUGAUAUGCUAA